AUGCCCCAGGACAUAUUCCUAUGUCAAGCCACUUCCAACAUUGAUGCUGGUCUCAAGUCUGAAUCUAUGGACUUAGAGCACAAAAGUCCGAAUGUGUACAUUAACGGUCUGCCCCCUCAUUCCCCCAAGGAUCAACUUUUCGAACUUGCGGCGCUGUUUGGCGAGAUUAGAAGCGUUAGGGGUUUUACAAGACGCAUUGGAGAGAAGGAAAGCGGUUACGCCUUUGUCUUGUUCAAAACGUUGCAAUUGACCAAAUAUACUGACUAUCCGCUAACCCAGCAAUUGCGCCACGGCAAUUCCGGCGAGUCUCUCGAGCCACCAGAUUGGAAAUCUGACAUACAGGAAGCGGAUCAAGUAAACGUAUCGACGUGGGCAGGGUCCGAUUUUCCUCUCCGUGAUGCUGAAGAAGACUCUGUGGUUAUGUUCUCUUCCGAAACGUUGGAAAAUGUACAGAAUUUUGAUCCUGUUACGGCGGGGACUGAGAUGUGCAACGAGCUCGAGGUCACCUCUGCAGCCAUAGUAUCUUGCCCAAGCCCGCUUUCUGAGGAGGUCGAGUUGGAUUUACCUGCUGCAACGGCUCUUACUAUGUCCAUGCCUAAGUCGCCCGCUUCCGCCUUCUUGUUGAUGCCAACCAGCACUGAUGGCCGUUCAAUCAGGGAAGUAGACAACGACGAUUACAACUUCUGUUUGCAUAACCCACAUACCAGCAUGGAGAAAGUCGUGGACACUUCGACGCUCUUUGUAGGGGGACUUGAUAUGCACGGACCAGGAGCCUGGGACGAAGCCAAGCUCCAGAACUCUUUUCAAAGGUUCGGAGGGUUGCAGAACGUGAAGAUAGUCCGCCCGGCAAGCGGCAAGGCUGCGUUCGCAUUCGUGAAAUUCAACAAUACGGAGUCAGCAGCUCAAGCAAUAUAA
Marasmius oreades (fairy-ring Marasmius) is the source of this 915-nucleotide messenger RNA. RefSeq lists its product as uncharacterized. Gene Ontology annotation, molecular function: RNA binding. NCBI's taxonomy places the organism in Eukaryota, Fungi, Basidiomycota, Agaricomycetes, Agaricales, Marasmiaceae. The record is from RefSeq and is a predicted model, not a curated record. The transcript is spliced from 4 exons. Bases 1 to 915 code for a protein of 304 amino acids.